CGACUGUUAUAAAAUGAUAGUUUUUUAAAAGGAAUAAGUCAUUCUGUGCGUAAAAACCUGACACGAGUAAAACCUGCACAAUACUUCGGAAAAUAAUUUAAUCGAGUAGUCUGGUCGAUAGCGGGAAACCGGCAAGUUCUCUGGCAGCAUGACACCGCCAAAAUUGGUAUUUUUGUCAGUUUUUGCUUUGAUAUUAGUUGAGUAUUCAGUCCUUUCGGAUGAAGGUAUUAAUCUGUCCAGUGAAGGAAAAGGCGUCACUUAUGUGGAAAUAGAACAUAUAAAAUACGAUUGGACAAUAGAAAAUUUCAGUUUCCUCCCGCAAAAAAAUAAUGAAGAUAUUAGAUCGCCGGUGUUCUGUGGUCAUAAUAAUGAAACACAAUGGAGGAUACAAUUAUACCCACAAGGUGACAAAUCAGUUGGAUACGUGGCUCUUUAUCUCCGUCUUCAUUCUUACCGAUAUUCCAAAGUAAAUGUCACAGCUUACUGGGAAAUGUCAAUUCUUAAAGGAGGUACUGUCCAUCAUAUAAGAACUCACCAGCGGACAUUUGAUGAAUUAAUCGGAUGGGGCUAUUCUGAGGAUAUGGAGAGAUCAAAAUUGAUUAGAAUUGCCAAACCUGACGAUACAUUUACAAUCCGAGUUGAAAUAAAACUCCCAAAGCAGGUUAUCACGAAACCUUACAAGGUGAUGGAUCCCCUCGAGGAGGAACUGACACGUGAUUUAGAGAGCCACCGAUUGAACCAACAUUUCCAUCAACUAUUCAAGGAACCAAAAUUCAGUGAUCUAGUGGUUAUCGCUUCAAAUGAAUCAUUCAAUGCACACAAAGUCAUUCUAGGGAUUCGCAGUUCUGUUUUCGCCGCUCAUUUCGAAGCUGAAAAAUUGGUAGGAAAUGAGACCAAUCAGCUGAUUAUCGAGGAUUUCGAACCGAUUUUAGUGAAUGCAAUGCUGGAGUUUCUUUACACCGACCAAGUUACGGAUCUAGAAACACAGGCAUAUGGAUUAUUAGAAGCAGCCGAUAAGUUUGAAUUACCACGAUUGAAAACAAUGUGCGAGUUAGUUCUUUAUAGAGCGCUUAAUGAAAAUAACGCCGCAGAUUUAUUGAUUUUAACAGAUCUCUAUCACGCCAAUAAAUUGAAGGAACACAUCGUGAAAUUCAUCGGUCAUCAUAUUUCAGCUGUGAUGAACUCGGGAGGAUAUGCAAGACUAGAGGCAGAAUAUCCUAGAUUGGCGUUGGAAUUAUUCCGUGCAAUCACCGAUAAGAGUUCGGAUAUGUAAUCAUUCUAAAUAGAAAAAAGAAUUUCCAUUUUUGCUUCCGAAUUGAAAUUAUUUAAUCUUCUGCAAAACAAUUUUUUUUGUUGUA
Molecule: messenger RNA, 1358 nt
Organism: Fopius arisanus
Lineage: Eukaryota; Metazoa; Arthropoda; Insecta; Hymenoptera; Braconidae
Product: speckle-type POZ protein B
Exons: 2
Coding region: 149-1273 (374 amino acids)
Biological process (GO): protein ubiquitination
Molecular function (GO): protein binding
Source: RefSeq, a predicted model, not a curated record